Molecule: messenger RNA, 1478 nt
Organism: Acanthochromis polyacanthus (spiny chromis)
Lineage: Eukaryota; Metazoa; Chordata; Actinopteri; Pomacentridae
Product: transmembrane emp24 domain-containing protein 11
Exons: 5
Coding region: 454-1098 (214 amino acids)
Biological process (GO): intracellular protein transport; endoplasmic reticulum to Golgi vesicle-mediated transport; Golgi organization
Cellular component (GO): Golgi apparatus; endoplasmic reticulum-Golgi intermediate compartment; endoplasmic reticulum
Source: RefSeq, a predicted model, not a curated record
AAACAACUCCUACAUUAGCAAACUAAUCAAAUAGGUUUUCACAUCACAUUAGAAAAUUCUGUGUAUGUUUUUAAGUGUUAUAAUGCUUAUUCCUAUGCCCAUGUUAGUAGAAAAACAUAAUCUACUGUGAAAAGGAGAGACUGCUGAAUAAUCUCAAUCCUGUACAGAUAUGUCUUGGCAGCUUUGCUAUUGGUUCCCAGGUUAACCAAUCACAAACCGUCCAGAAUGACUUGUCACACAAAGUAGCACCUGUGAGUUUCCCACACUCAAACUGUUCCCCAUAUGGGCUUUCACUUUAAAUAUAUGCAAUGGGAUACGGGUGCUAGUCUACGAAAAACACUUCAAAUGUGAGUUAGAAACUGCAGAUCUACAAGAAGGUCUAGUGGAAUUACAAGCCAAACAUCUGGUCGCAGUCAAGUGUAUUGUAAUCUAAUAGCUCAUUGUUGAUUGAAAAUGGGUUUGCGUGGCACAGGCUUUCUUCUCCAGUGUUACCUGAUGUUGGCAGCAGCAAUGUAUUUUGAUCUCGGAGAAAAGGAGGAAAAGUGCAUCAUUGAGGAGAUCCCUGUAGACACGCUGGUGACUGGUUAUUUUUUGCUGGAGCCUUGGGACUUGAAGACUGCAACCCACUCCCCUCACUUUGGCGUCACUACAACAGUCAGAGACCCAAAUGCUGAGGUUCUGAUGUCCAAACGCUAUGGAAGGUCAGGUAAAUUCACCUUCACAGCUCAUGCCUCUGGUCAGCACUACCUUUGCUUCCAAACCAACUCCACAAAGUUUUCGGUCUUUGCUGGUGAAAGGCUGAAGCUACAUUUGGAUGUUCAAAUGGGUGAGCACUCAGUGGACCCCAACGCUGACAGAACCAAAAGCAACAUGGAGACUCUGGAGAACAGUCUCAGCCACCUCAUAGAGCAGAUGACGUACAUCACCCGGCAGCAGGAGUACCAACGGGAGAAGGAGGAGGUGUUCCGACAGGUCAGUGAAGACGCCAACAGUAAAGUGUUGUGGUGGGCCGUAGUGCAGACCUCUCUUCUGCUGUCAGUUGGGUUCUGGCAGAUGAAACGACUCAAAGACUUCUUUGUCGCCAAGAAACUGGUCUGAUGAUGAGCUGUGACCUGUCAAUGCUGUACCUCAUUGUUUAUAAUUUGAAUGCCCACACUCGUACAAGUGCACCUUCUGCAUGUUGUAAUAAGAAUGCUUCAGGCCAAGAACUUCAGGAUACAAGGUCUAAAAUUAUGAACAACUAAGAUGAUGAAUUAGGAAACUUGAAAUAUUGCUUUUAAAAUGCUGUUUGUGAAUCUUGUAGACACUGUUGCAAAAAACACCGAUUUUAUAGUUUAUAGUUUCCUCUAUGUCUAUCUCAGCAGAUAUUACCGCCUGAUUAAUAGAAAAUUAAAGCUAUUUUCAGCAGAAAUGUGUGUUUGUUUUUGGUAUUAUUUCUAAUCGUACAGUGUAUCUGCAUUUCAAAAUGUAUCCGGUGU